Scedosporium apiospermum is the source of this 870-nucleotide messenger RNA. Its product is annotated as Pyridoxamine 5-phosphate oxidase. Gene Ontology annotation, biological process: pyridoxine biosynthetic process. The transcript has 2 exons. NCBI's taxonomy places the organism in Eukaryota, Fungi, Ascomycota, Sordariomycetes, Microascales, Microascaceae. The record is from RefSeq and is a predicted model, not a curated record. Gene Ontology annotation, molecular function: FMN binding; pyridoxamine phosphate oxidase activity. Bases 1 to 870 code for a protein of 289 amino acids.
AUGAUCCAGAGAAUUGUACCCCGCAUCGACGUCGCCUGUACCACGAGAAUGGCACUGCAUCCGCUCCAAGACGAAAAGCUCAUCUUCGGACCCUCCGAAGGCAAAGCCCCCCAAUUCACCCUCGGCACCCUCCACCGCGCCGACCUCAACCCAACAUCUCCCAUCCCCCAAUUCCACGCCUGGUACACCCAAGCCCGCGCCGCCGGCCUGCCCGCCCCGCAGACCUGCGUCCUCUCGACGGCCUCCCUCCCCUCGGGCCGUGUAUCCUCGCGCCUCGUCUACCUCAAGGAGCUCGACGGCGCGGGCUCCUUCGUGAUAUACUCCAACUUCGGCACGUCGCGCAAGGCCGAGGACCUCGAGACGAACCCCUCGGCGAGUCUGGUGUUUUGGUGGGAGCCGCUGCAGAGGCAGGUGAGGGUGGAGGGGGUUGCGGAGCGGAUGACGCCGUUGGAGAGUCAGGAGUAUUAUGAUACGAGGGAGAGGGGGAGUCGGAUUGGGGCUUGGGCGAGUAAGCAGAGUGUUGUGUUGAGGCCGAAGGGGGAGACGAAUGGGCAGGCGAAUGGCGUGAAGAAGGAGGGCGGGGAGGAACAAGGCAAACAGGAGGAUGGUGAUGUCGUCGAGGAUGAUGGCAGGGCAAGGUUGGAGGAGUGGGUUGAGAAUGUGGAGCAGAGGUUCGAAGGGCAGGAGAAGAUCCCCAUUCCUGAUUUCUGGGGCGGGCUGAGGAUCGUGCCGGAUCGGAUUGAGUUUUGGCAGGGGAGGAAGAACCGGCUCCACGAUCGCUUUGUCUACGAGCGGGAGGGCGGUCCCGUUGAGGACGGCAAGAAGGGAGUCAAGGACGCGAAGUGGACCUUGCAGAGGUUGAGCCCGUAA